Messenger RNA from Neltuma alba, 777 nucleotides. Its product is annotated as two-component response regulator ARR14-like. The record is from RefSeq and is a predicted model, not a curated record. Lineage: Eukaryota; Viridiplantae; Streptophyta; Magnoliopsida; Fabales; Fabaceae. Gene Ontology annotation, molecular function: DNA binding. Bases 1 to 777 code for a protein of 258 amino acids. Gene Ontology annotation, biological process: cytokinin-activated signaling pathway; phosphorelay signal transduction system. The transcript has 4 exons.
AUGGCUGCGUCUCAUGAAGUUGCUGACUGCGAGAGGCUCGACGUCACUGUCUUGCUCGUGGAUGAUGAUGCCACCUCUCUCUCCGUCAACGCUGGUUUUCUCAGAUCAUGGGAAUACAAAGUUGCAACUGCUACAAGUGGUCAUGAAGCUUUGAAGACUCUGAAGGAAUUCAGAGGCUUCUUCGACCUCGUCAUCGCCGAACUUAACAUGCGAGGAAUGAAUGGACUGGAACUCCAAAAACGUGUCAAAAGCGAAUUCCAUCUUCCAGUCAUCAUUAUGUCUGGAGAUGGGAGGAGGAGAGUGAUGUCGAGAAGCCUCGAGAACGGAGCAGCGUAUUGCUUAGUGAAACCAGUAGGAAGAGAGGACUUGAGAGAUGUGUGGCAGCAUGCUGUGGCUGGGAGGAGAGAGAAACUGACGGUUGAGAAUGACAGAAUAGUAGCCGUGAGCGAAGAAGAAGGAGACUCAUCAUCAUCAUCACCACCUGAAAAACAAAGGAAGAAGUAUUGCAAGAGAAAACGUAGUGAUGUGAUUGAUAAUGAAGAACUCAUAUACUGUGGUCAAAAGAGGUCCAAGAUUUUCUGGACUACUAAUCUUCACAAUCGCUUCUUGUUGGCCUUAAGGCACAUUGGCAUGGACAAGGCUGUUCCAACGAAGAUCCUCGAGAUCAUGAACGUGCCAGGCUUGACCAGAGAAAACGUUGCCAGUCAUUUGCAGGUUUGGUUCUUAAGUAAAAAAAUAAGUAUUCUCUUCAACAGUGCAUUUUUUGCCUUCUUCUAA